This is a messenger RNA of Sciurus carolinensis (gray squirrel), 5446 nucleotides long. It is a transcript of the gene Map3k20, whose product is annotated as mitogen-activated protein kinase kinase kinase 20. NCBI's taxonomy places the organism in Eukaryota, Metazoa, Chordata, Mammalia, Rodentia, Sciuridae. The transcript has 12 exons. The record is from RefSeq and is a predicted model, not a curated record. Gene Ontology annotation, molecular function: protein binding; ATP binding; protein kinase activity. Gene Ontology annotation, biological process: protein phosphorylation. Gene Ontology annotation, cellular component: cytoplasm. The coding region runs from base 194 to 1561 and encodes 455 amino acids.
UUCCUCAUUGGCGCCGCGCGGAGAGGCGGAAUGUUCAACUCCUGACUCCGGCGGAAGCGUGGGAGCCGCGCGGGCCGCUGUCCCCGACCCCUGCCGCCGCCCUCAUCGCGCCGGGCCUCUGCGCCCCCGGCAGCUGCUCGCGCCCGGCUGGGGAGCCAGAUUUUGUGGAAGUAUACUACUUUGUCAUUAUGAGAUGUCGUCUCUCGGUACCUCCUUUGUGCAAAUUAAAUUUGAUGACUUGCAGUUUUUUGAAAACUGCGGUGGAGGAAGUUUUGGGAGUGUUUAUCGAGCCAAAUGGAUAUCACAGGACAAGGAGGUGGCUGUAAAGAAGCUGCUCAAAAUAGAGAAAGAGGCAGAAAUACUGAGUGUCCUCAGUCACAGAAACAUCAUCCAGUUUUAUGGAGUAAUUCUUGAACCUCCCAACUAUGGUAUCGUCACAGAAUAUGCUUCUCUGGGAUCACUCUAUGAUUACAUUAACAGCAACAGAAGUGAAGAGAUGGACAUGGAUCACAUUAUGACCUGGGCCACCGACGUAGCUAAAGGAAUGCACUAUUUACAUAUGGAGGCUCCUGUCAAGGUGAUUCACAGAGAUCUCAAGUCAAGAAAUGUUGUUAUAGCUGCUGAUGGAGUAUUGAAGAUCUGUGAUUUUGGUGCCUCUCGGUUCCAUAACCAUACAACUCACAUGUCCUUGGUGGGAACUUUCCCGUGGAUGGCUCCAGAAGUUAUACAAAGUCUACCUGUGUCUGAAACGUGUGACACUUAUUCCUAUGGUGUGGUUCUCUGGGAGAUGCUAACAAGGGAGGUCCCCUUUAAAGGUUUGGAAGGAUUACAAGUAGCUUGGCUUGUAGUGGAAAAAAACGAGAGACUAACCAUUCCAAGCAGUUGCCCCAGAAGUUUUGCUGAUCUGUUACACCAGUGUUGGGAAGCCGACGCCAAGAAACGGCCAUCCUUCAAGCAAAUCAUUUCUAUUCUGGAGUCCAUGUCCAAUGACAUCAACCUUCCUGACCAGUGCAACUCGUUCCUGCACCACAAGGCAGAGUGGAGGUGCGAAAUUGAGGCAACCCUUGAGAGACUAAAGAAGCUAGAGCGUGAUCUCAGCUUUAAAGAGCAGGAGCUCAAGGAGCGGGAAAGACGGUUAAAGAUGUGGGAGCAAAAACUGACCGAGCAGUCUAACACCCCGCUUCUCUUGCCUCUUGCUGCAAGAAUGUCUGAGGAGUCUUACUUUGAAUCUAAAACAGAGGAGUCAAACAGUGCAGAGAUGUCAUGUCAGAUCACAGCAGCAAGUAACGGGGAGGGCCAUGGCAUGAACCCAAGUCUGCAGGCCAUGAUGCUGAUGGGCUUUGGGGAUAUCUUCUCAAUGAACAAAGCAGGAGCUGUGCUGCAUUCUGGGAUGCAGAUAAACAUGCAAGCCAAGCAGAAUUCUUCCAAAACCACAUCUAAGCGAAGGGGGAAGAAAGUCAACAUGGCCCUGGGGUUCAGUGAUUUUGACUUGUCAGAAGGUGACGAUGAUGAUGAUGACGGUGAGGAGGAGGAGAAUGACAUGGAUAAUAAUAGUGAAUGAAAGCAGAAAGCAAAGUAAUAAAGUUGGAAAUGUUCAGAAAGAAAAAAACCAAAAGAAAAGCGUUCUCUCAGUCUGCACAAAAAACAGUAAGGAGGCAGAAAACCAAGCACUGCAUUGUUAGGCCAAUCACAUUUACAGGACAGUCAUUUCCUUAUCUGUUUUACUUUUGAUUGAUUUUUGCUUCUAGAAAGGGGGGAUGAUUAAACCAAAAGAUAUAUUUAUGAAUCAGCAAAUAUGGUGCCUGAUUAUAGAAAUUUGUGAUUUAUAUGCAAUAUAGUAUUUUUAAACUAAUGACAUUCUGGCUUUUUCUUUUUUAAUGAAUAUUUUAUAGUUUGUAUUUGACUUUAUUUUAUUCCCUUUAUUCAUUUGAAUAAGAAAACUUGCAUUUUGAACAAGCACCUUUCACUCCUAAUUCUUUUUUGACACUUGAUUCUUCUGUAACAUAUUACAUUUUUUUCUUAUGACAAUAUAUUAUAACAUCAAAAAUGAUUGAUAGUGACUAUAAAAUUGAACCACAAAAAGCUCGACAUGAAAGAAGAUUAUAACAAAAUGCUUCUUCAGAAACACCUAAAUGCCAAGAAUCUUCAAUACUAAACAGCACAGCUACUCAAAGUACAACCUGGGAGGUGUUCUCAGUAGUCCGCUUGAAGGAGGAUACUCUCAUCUGAAGUCAACAGUAGGUGCUGCAGGCUUGCAUACCACAGUUAACCCAGGAAGCAUCUUAGCAACAACACACUGUCCUCUAAGGUUUAGCUGGUACUCUAAGGAGCAGGGGUGGGGGAGACAGAGAGAGAGAGAGAGAGACACCUGUCCCAAAGGGAUACUCCCACGUGAACGCGUAUCAAGCACCAGCCUGCUCUACACUUCCAGUAAGGGCUCUCUGCAUGGCCUUUUCUUUGUUUUCCAGAGGGGUGUAAUAAUCCUGAAUUCAAAAUAGAUGUAGAGAUAUCUUAAAGAAGAAAGUAAAUAUUUUAAAAUGAAAGCAAAGAAAAGUUACCCUUAUUUAGGUAAAAGCACAUUCUGAAGGGUGCUUUCUAUAUCCAAUCUAGUUUCCCAGAGUAUUUUUUUUUUUUUAACCCUGUUCAGUUUGCUAGUGUUUCAGAGAAAUAGACACAGGUGCUGCUCUGAAGACCAGGCUACCCAUAGAUAUUCUCAGGAUGAUGUCAUAUGUUUGUCAAAGCUUGUUUAAACUAUAAAAGGCCAUUUUUUAAAUUGUAACUAGAUAAAGAAAAGCAAAAGAACAAAGUUUUUUCAGUCUAAAUUGAAAAUCAGAGGAGUUUCAGCAGAGGUGUGAGGUCAUUCACUUGACUAUUGAACAAAAAUACUUUUAGCAGUUUAUUAUAUUGAAGUUUAAAGGGAGGAUAUCGUCAUGGAUAUUAUCUAAUAUUAUUUCUUAAGUAUAUUUGAUCAUAAAAUGGUCUUUUAGAAUUUGAACCAUGAUGUUCUUCUAAUUCCCAUUGAGAACUAAAAACACUACCAAAUGGUCAGUGUGCUGUGCCAACUCUAUAUGGGGAGAAAUCACUAGAAAAUGUUCUAGGUGUCUACUUGCUGUGCAACCAUGGGCACAUUAUUUAAACUCUGUGAGUCUGUUUGCUCGUCAUUAACAUGAGAAUGAUAAUAACCUACUUCAAAGAAAUGUCAUGAGGAUUAAAAGAAAUAACAUGUGUAAGGCUCUUAGCUCAGUACUAAGCCCAUGGUAAGUGGCCAGUUAACGUCAGCUCCUAUUAAUUGUGCCAGUGAAAAGACACUGAAAAAUAAGCGGUUUUAAUAACCUUCUGGAAAACUGAACUGUCAGUUUCAAGUGUAAUACUGCUUAGUAUUUGAAGUGAAAAUAAAAGUGAAUAGCUUUUCUUUCAGGAAAGAAAGAAUAUUCUUAGAAUAUAAACUAUACAAAGUGACUUAAUUUGGUUGCUCUUGGGAACUCUGAGCCCUGCCAGGUGCCCGAGUCUGUGGCAUUUGCAGAUUGUGCCAUCACAUUGAACACACAAGAAUAAGCAGGUAAACCUUCGCACUGCACCUCCUCUGUCUGUGCACAUACAUGGGCAACCUGUCUGCUCAGACAGAGAGAAGGACUCACUGAUGCUAGCCAGGCCCCCCAAGCAGAACAUCUUUGAGUGGAUCAGAAGGGACACCUUACAGCUCCUUCCUUUGUAGGGUCCCUUGGGGACCUGAAGGAGAGAGCAGAGGCAUGAGAUUGUAAAGGUUCUUAUACCUUUCCCGGGCAAAAAGAAAGCCAUUCAUUCCGUAGAUAUUCACUGAGCCCCUUCUCUGUUCCAGGUCAUGUUCUGGGGAAGAGCUAGAUGAAGCUCUUUGUACUCAUGGAGCAUACAUGCUAGUGAGUGCAGAUCAGUGAUCAACAAAAUGCAUCAUGUGAUACAUGAACAUUUACUAGGUGCCUGCUGAACAAUGAAGCAGGAAGGAGGAGAAGGCCAGUGGAGGAGGCUGAGGUUUUUAAAGUGUAGUCAGGAAAUGCCCAACCUAUAGGUGACUUUGAGCAAAGCUGAGGAAGCCAGGACAUCUCUGUGCAUUCCAGGAUCUUGAUUGUAGGUAAGAAUGCAAACCUUGCCUCCUACUCAGGAACAACCCAGGGUAAACCUAGAACAUAUAAACAGAAUGAAACUGACAUUUUUCUUAAUAUGUAUAUAAAUCCAUAUGGUUAUAUAUAAAGUUCUGGUGCAUUAAAAGCAACCAAACAGGACCAAAAAAGGAGAAUAAUAGGAAUCUGUACCUAGACCUAGGUUUACCAUUAAUUAGAUAACAUUUGUCCCAUCUCUUAACUUCUGCCAUUUUCUUCCCCAAUGUUCCAGAGAUGUCAUAGCUCAAUACUCUGCUUAGUAAUAUAAUGAAUUAUCAUUAAGGAAAAACAUGUAGUAUGUUACAAAAGAAUCAAGUGUCAAAAAGAAUUAGGAGAAAAGGAUGCUUAUUCAAAACGAAAGUUUUCUUGUCGAAUAAAAGUUAAAUGCAAACUAUAAAAUAUUCAGAGUAGUACGAAGUGAACAUGUGAUGUGCUUUCCAGAGGGGCAUAAUAAUCCUGGAUUCUAAACAUGUGCCAUCAAGAAACUGCAAGGAUUUAGGAUACGGCAGAUCUGGCUCAAAACUGUUCUUCAUCUGGAAUUGGACUAUGACUUUGUGGCAUUGGCCCUUUUACUUUCUGUUCUAAAUCAGUGUCCUAGUGGUUUUAAAAUGAUAAAACAUCCCUGAAAUCUGAAUCACAUAAACAGAAUUUGCACUGUUCUCAUUCUGUCUGGAAAGAUUACUUAAAAGACUUUAGAUUCUACUAAUUUUAUUAAUUUUCAAAAGAAAUUCCUAUGAAUCAUAUGCAGAAUUUCUAAACAUGUUAAUUGUACAGCUUCAAACUUCACUUUUCAGAUCAGUUUUUGAAAUGGCAAAUUAUCAGUGUUAGAUUUAGUUCCAGUUUCUUGACUUAACAAAAAUGUACAUUUCUAAAGAGACAAGUUAAAGAAACCGAGAAAAGUAAAGAUUCGAAAUGAGAAUUGAAACUCUAAAUGUGGUAAUAAUAGUCACAGUCAUACAAUUGAAAAUGUUUCACCUUUUAUCUUUUUUUCUUUAGUCAUAAAGUCGAGCCUGCAGGAUUUGAUGAGACCCUACUAGUGGCUCUCAACUAGAGCAGUGUGUCACCUAAUGGUGUUUGGGGGUACUGGGACUGGGACACAUUUUCAGUUGUCACAAUGACUAGGGCAGUAUAUAGUGCCUACUGCCAAGACUGGUAACAUCCUGCAGGCCAGGGACAGUCCCUCCCUGUACAGAAUUCUGUCUAUAAUCCCAAUAGCAUUAUCCCUUUCCCACUGAGAAACUCAUUAAAUCUUAGAGUUCCACCUCUUAAUUUUUUUCCCAAAAUAAAAUUACCUAAAUCAAAAAAAAAAA